This is a messenger RNA of Symbiodinium pilosum, 182 nucleotides long. The record is from the annotation of a GenBank genome assembly. Lineage: Eukaryota; Dinophyceae; Suessiales; Symbiodiniaceae.
GAUGUGUGCAGGGAUGGUUCGGAUCUCUAGAGACCUUCGAACACUACGUGCGGACAGAUGUGCGCCGGGCCCUUCGUAGACAGCUGGCAAACGAGGCCUUCUCCUAUCGCCGCAUUGCGCAGGGGUCGGCCCCAGUGCUGUGGGUCUUUGUGGACUGGCUCGUCUUAGCCUGGGUCUCGGAA